Drosophila takahashii is the source of this 1251-nucleotide messenger RNA. Its product is annotated as odorant receptor 67a-like. Gene Ontology annotation, molecular function: olfactory receptor activity; odorant binding. Gene Ontology annotation, biological process: sensory perception of smell; detection of chemical stimulus involved in sensory perception of smell. Gene Ontology annotation, cellular component: plasma membrane. NCBI's taxonomy places the organism in Eukaryota, Metazoa, Arthropoda, Insecta, Diptera, Drosophilidae. The record is from RefSeq and is a predicted model, not a curated record.
AUGAGUGUCAAUUUCUUAAAAAAAAUUUGGUCCUUUCCGAGGGCCAAGUCUCAGAGAGCGUAUCACGUGGUCGAUGAUUUUCUGAAUCUGCCCGUGUUCUUUUGCAAAGCCAUGGGUAUAGAGCCCUUUGAAAGUGACCGAAAGUCCGGAAUUUGGUUUUAUGUCUAUUUUGUGCUGAACUCGUUUAACACAAUGGUAGUGUUUGUUACGGGACUCGUGUUUUUGGUAAUCGCAUUCCAAGAUGGUGAACAUUUCCUUGAGGGCUGCAUCGUAAUGAGCUACGUGAUCUUUAUGUUCGUCGGCAUUCUUAAGCUAAUCACCGUGUUGAUUAAGAAGCAAAAGCUAACCCGUUUAGUUCGGCAGUUGGAGUCCUGCUUCCCGUCGCCCAGCGCAAGCGAUCAGGAGCUGUAUGAUGUGAAGAGCUACCUAAAACGAUGCAACAUUAUUACAAGGGGCUACGGUCGCUUCCUAACGCUUAUGGCCAUCUCGCACAGCCUGACUCCUAUGGUCAUAUACUUCUUUCAGAGCUGUGUGCUCCAUUUACCGGAUGCGAAGCAAUCCCUGCCGUAUUACGACAUGGCGCCUUGGAAUUGGAGAGGCAGCUGGUCAUUUUAUCCUGCCUACCUUUUCCAGUUGAUCGCCGGUUAUACGGUUACAUGUGGAGCCAUAUCCAGUGAUGCCAUGAUUUUUGCUGUAGCCUUUCAGGUUCUUAUGCACUACGACAGACUAGCUAAGGCUCUCAGGGAGUUCCAAAUUCGGAACAAUAACCAAUCCGAUGGGGCCAAUGAGGAUCUGAAAGCGCUGCAAUCCCUGAUCGCCUACCACAUAGAUAUUCUGCGACUCACCGACUUGAUGAACGAGGUCUUUGGAGUUCCCUUGCUUUUAAACUUUAUGGCCUCUUCAGUGCUUGUUUGCCUGGUUGGGUUUCAAUUGACUUUUAUUCUUAGUGACUAUUAUUUUUUUAAGCAGGUGCUAUUCCUAGUUGCGGGAUUGGUGGAGAUAUAUCUCCUCUGCUCCUUUAGCCAGAUGCUGAUCAAUGCGAGUGAGGAUGUCAGUACUGCGGCCUACGAUAUGAGUUGGACUGAGGCCGACACACGAUGCCGAAAAAUGUUAAUUAUCUUAUUAAUGCGAGCCCAAAAGCCAGUUUGCUUGAAGGCAACCAUAGUCCUGGACUUAUCCAUGGAGACUAUGAGCAUCUUUCUUGGCACGUCUUACAAGUUCUUCUGCGCUAUUAAAACAAUGUAUGAGUAA